Messenger RNA from Pteronotus mesoamericanus, 1426 nucleotides. RefSeq names its product proteasome 26S subunit, non-ATPase 6 (gene PSMD6). The coding region runs from base 82 to 1200 and encodes 372 amino acids. Gene Ontology annotation, biological process: proteasome-mediated ubiquitin-dependent protein catabolic process. Lineage: Eukaryota; Metazoa; Chordata; Mammalia; Chiroptera; Mormoopidae. The record is from RefSeq and is a predicted model, not a curated record. Gene Ontology annotation, molecular function: protein binding. Gene Ontology annotation, cellular component: proteasome regulatory particle. The transcript is spliced from 9 exons.
GGACUCCUCCCGCUUCCGCCGCCCCGGCCGCUGUGAGUCGUUGCUGAGUUGCUAUCUACUCUGAACCUCUCCGCUGCCGAUAUGCCGCUGGAGAACCUGGAGGAAGAGGGUCUACCCAAGAACCCCGACCUGCGCAUCGCACAGCUGCGUUUCCUGCUCAGCCUGCCAGAGCACCGCGGAGACGCGGCCGUGCGCGAUGAGCUGAUGGCGGCCGUCCGCGAUAACAACAUGGCUCCUUAUUAUGAAGCCUUGUGCAAAUCCCUUGACUGGCAGGUAGACAUGGACCUGCUCAGUAAGAUGAAGAAGGCAAAUGAAGAAGAGUUAAAACGUUUGGACGAGGAGCUGGAAGAUGCAGAGAAGAAUCUCGGAGAGAGCGAAAUCCGCGAUGCAAUGAUGGCGAAGGCCGAGUACCUGUGCCGGAUAGGUGACAAAGAGGGUGCUCUGACAGCCUUUCGCAAGACAUAUGACAAAACUGUGGCACUGGGUCAUCGAUUGGAUAUUGUCUUCUAUCUCCUUAGGAUUGGCUUAUUUUAUAUGGAUAAUGAUCUCAUCACACGAAACACCGAAAAGGCCAAAAGCUUAAUAGAGGAAGGAGGCGACUGGGACAGGAGAAACCGCUUAAAAGUAUAUCAAGGUCUUUAUUGUGUGGCUAUUCGUGAUUUCAAACAGGCAGCUGAACUCUUCCUUGACACUGUUUCAACAUUUACAUCCUAUGAGCUGAUGGAUUAUAAAACCUUUGUGACUUACACUGUCUACGUCAGCAUGAUUGCCUUAGAAAGACCAGAUCUCAGGGAAAAGGUUAUUAAAGGAGCAGAGAUUCUUGAAGUGUUGCACAGUCUUCCAGCAGUUCGGCAGUAUCUGUUUUCACUCUAUGAAUGUCGUUACUCAGUUUUCUUCCAGUCCUUAGCUGUUGUGGAACAGGAAAUGAAAAAGGACUGGCUUUUUGCUCCUCAUUACCGGUACUAUGUGAGAGAAAUGAGAAUUCAUGCAUACAGCCAGCUGCUAGAAUCAUAUAGGUCAUUAACCCUCGGCUAUAUGGCAGAAGCCUUUGGUGUUGGCGUGGAAUUCAUUGAUCAUCCCAGAACAAGACUUGCAAAUGGGUUUAACAGCUGUGUUCCAGAAGUGCAGCUGUUUACCUGGAAUACAAAUAUAAGGAACUCUCCAGAUUUAUUGCUGCUGGAAGACUACACUGCAAAAUAGAUAAAGUGAAUGAAAUAGUGGAAACCAACAGACCUGAUAGCAAGAACUGGCAGUACCAAGAAACUAUCAAGAAAGGAGAUCUGCUACUGAACAGAGUUCAGAAACUUUCCAGAGUAAUUAAUAUGUAAAACCAUGUAAACAAAGGAUUUCCUUUGAAGAUAAUUACUUGGAAUUUUUAUAGCUUAACUAUGUGUCCAAUUCAACUAAAAUAAAUACUGUGUUGUUU